AUGAGUGCCGGCGCCUGGUGGGUCCCAGAGUUCGGACACCCGCUGACAUCACCUGUUGGUCUGCGGGCCGUGGGGCCCAGGGGUUCCAGACCCUCGCGCAGGGCGGGCCCAGGGGACCGGACGGCCGGUGGCGGCUGCAGAAAGGCCUGGGCGGGGCGGCCGGGGGCCUUUGUGCGCACCAGACACCAGAUGGGACGCUAG
Messenger RNA from Rangifer tarandus platyrhynchus (Svalbard reindeer), 201 nucleotides. NCBI's taxonomy places the organism in Eukaryota, Metazoa, Chordata, Mammalia, Artiodactyla, Cervidae. The record is from the annotation of a GenBank genome assembly.